UGUGAAGCACCCGCAGCCAGCAACAGCGUCAGCCGAGCCAAAAUCCUCAGCAGGUUAUGAGCCCCGCGCCGCGAUAACCCGCGCGCGGUCGGCCGCUUAGCUAGCUAGGUAGUAUGGGGGACUAUAGUGGAGUAAUGUUGUUAGAGGACGCGUCAAACUACUUUGCGUGGCGUCGCAGCCUGUUGGACCACCUGAACUCCCGGCGUGUGCCUCUCGGAGAAUAUCUCUUCGCCUACGCUCCGAUGACGCCUCGCACGGCGCGCGAGCUGGCUGAUGAGAGUGCUGCAGCCGCCAGUUUGCUGCGCAUGUCCUGCAGUGAGGGCGUUGCGCAGCAACUCGCACUCGCUCAGCACGCCUACGAGGCGCACGCCUACGUCAUCCAGCUGUUCCGCCAGUCAGCGCCGCUGAAACUGGCGCAGUUCGAGUCAGAGCGCGAUGAGUUCUGCCUGCGAGAGGGCGAGACCAUUGCCUCUUACUUCCUGCGCGCCAGUGACCUGCGGGACCGCAUCGGCGCGGUCGGCGGCUCGUGGACCGACCAGCAGGUGCGACUCAAGCUGCUGGCCGGUCUGCCCAAGCCGCGCUGGGAGAACAUCUGCGACAUCUGCUACGCCUCUCCAGGCCAGACCCUGCAGCAGCUUUGCGGUUAUUUAAUGCAGCAGGAGUUCAUUAAGAACCAGGAGCAGGCGCGCAGCGGGCACGUCGGCGCCGUCAACCGCAGCGGCGGCCGCGCCGGUGCCGCCGGCAGUGCCGGCGGCGGCCAAGGCGGCGGCGCCGCCAGCAGCAGCGCCAUUAUCUGCCACUACUGCGAGCAGCCUGGCCACAUUCGGUCCCACUGCCGCGUGCGCCUGGCCGAUGUUGCGGCCGGCAUCUUCCGCGCUGACAUCCGCUCGCCGCCCCAGCUGAAGCAGUCCGGCGGCGGCGGUGGUGGCGGCGGUGGAGGCGGCAGUGGUGGCGGUGGUGGCGGCGGUGCCGGCGGCCCCAAAGGUGGCGACAGCGGAGGAGGUAAGAAGCGCGGUGGGCGGAGCGGCGGGAGCAGGGGUGCCUCGGGUGGCGCCGGCACUGCCGUCUCCAAGACUGCGCACGUGCUGGUUGUGCGGGGUGUUGAGGACUGGGCCGUGCCUGACGCCGGCAGCAGUCUAAUCGUCCGCACCUAUGGCGCCGAGUCGGCUGGCUCGGGCGUCAGCAGUGGCUACGGCACGGCCGACGGCGGCAUGCCCAGCUCCGGCGUGGUGGAGGGCCACGCCGGUGGCAGUAGCACCAGCACUUACUGCUACAGCGCGGCCGUCAGCGGCUCUCGCAGCAGUAGCACCAUCGGCAGCGCCCCGCCUCCCCUGGGCGGUGGCUGCAGCCUGAUCAACAUGGUCCGCGCGGCGUUCCGGCGCCUUCGCAGCGGACCCAACAGCAGCAGCGCAGGAGCAGGAGUCUCCAGCAGCAGCAGCGGCAGUGCCGGGCUUGCGAGUUCCGGCGGCCGCUCGAGUGUCGUCUGCAAUAGCGGAGACACCGUGCUGUAUCCCUCCAGCAGCAGCAGCGUCGGGGUGGUGGCGAACGGCAGCGUCAGCGGCAGCCCCAGUAGCGCCGCCGCCGCCAGUGGUGUGCCGGUGGUGGAUUCCGGCACCUUUGCCCAUAUCACGCCGCUGCGUCAGCUGCUUCACAACUUCACGCCCCGCUCGAGGGUGAGGCAAGUGCUGUGGGGGGAUGGCCACAGCAGCCCGGUCGGGGGAUCGGGCACUCUCCGGAUGCUCUCCGGGCGGCAGCGUGUUGAUGUGACGGGUGUGCUGUAUGUGCCAGCCGCCCAGCUCUCCCUGCUAUCUGUGCGCCGGCUGACGGCCAGCGGCGUGAAGGUAGUGUUCGAGGGGGAGACAGUGACCUUAGCGCAGGGUGGCCGCAACCUCCUCAGCGGCCGCCUGCGCGAUGGUCUGUUCCCGCUGUCUGUUACCAUGCUGCCCGUCGCGCUGGCGGCGCCCGCCGUGGCGCCGCCGGCUGCCGGCGGCGGCCCCGCCGCGCCUCCGGGCGGCGGCGGUGGUGCCGCCGCCAACGGCAGUAACACCGGUGUACACCCCAAUCCCGCCGCCGCGCUUUCGGGCCGCGGCGGCACCACCAGCAGCAGCAGCCUCAGCGGCUCCGGCACUAUGAGCAGUAGCAGCAGCAUUGGUGCGGCCGCGCCUUCGGGCGGCGGCGGCGCCAGCAGCAGCACCAGCUCGCCGGCGGCUUCUCUGGGCGCUGCGCUCCGUCUGCACCGCCGGUUCGGCCAUCUCGGCUGGACUGCGCUGAUGCAGAUGGUGGGUGGGUCCCUUGUCACCGGCCUGGAUGUUGAUCUGUGCGCACUUAGCCAGGCAGCCGGGUCGGUGUGCAGCACCUGCAUUGAGGCCAAGGCGGCCUCUCUGCCCUUCCCGAAUAGCAGUAGCGAGCCGCCACAGCCUCUGGCUCUGGCGCACUCUGACGUGUGCGGCCCCAUGCCCACCGUGGGCCGUGGUGGCGCACGCUACUUCACCACGCUGCUUGACGCCGCCACCGGCCUAUCAGCUGUUCGGUUGCUGCCCACCAGGGACCACGCUGGUGUAGCGCUGCAGGAGAUGAUUGCGCAGUUCGAGAGUCACUGCCGCGAUGGCGGCAAGCUGCGCAUCCUCCGCAGCGACAACGGCGGCGAGUACCACGCUGAGCAGCUGGAGCAGUGGCUGCGUGAGCGCAGCACCGCGCACCAGUUCAGCGCGCCGUACACGCCGCAGCAGAACGGUGUGGCCGAGCGGCUCAACCGCACCCUGAUGGAGCGCACUCGCGCCCUGCUGUUUGAGGCUGUGCUCCCCCCCAGCUUCUGGCCUGAAGCUGUGGUGCAUGCCUGCCAUGUGCGCAACUUAAGUCCCUCCACCAGCUGCAGCAGCACGCCGUGGGAGGCCUUCACCGGCAACAAGCCUAACGUUGCCGACCUGCGCAUCUUCGGCUGCCGCGUCUAUGUCACCAAACCCGCCGACAGCCGCUCCAAGCUCAGCCCGCAUGCCGACAUCGGCACGUACCUGGGCCUGCAGCGCAGCUCCGCCGCAUCUCGCGUGCUGGUCGGCGGCAAAGUGGUGGUGAGCCGGGACAUAGAGUUCGAUGAGGAUGUACGGGGUCCGGCGUCGCGGCUGGCGGGCACACCGUUCGGGGUAACGGCGGAUGCGAGUGGUGGUGGUGGUGGCAGUAGCAGUGCUGCAACGCCCUCGGCCGGCGCUGACCCGGCGCCUCCCCAGGCGCCGGCGGCGCCGGCCAACGGCACACCUCCCCCCACUACGCUGCCGGCGCCUCCCCAGGCGCCGGCAGCCGGGCCCUCACGGCCCGCCACCCGCAGUCAACGCCCCUCACUAACGCCGGCCCUCGGCGCCGUCAGUGAGCCUCCGCUGUCAACUGCCGCAUCCGCGGCGGCGGGCGGCGGGGGUGGCAGCAGUAGCAGCGCCGCCUCGGCUGCAGCAGCGGCCGCUCAGCUGUUUGAUAGCGACAGCGACGACGAGACGCCGGCGCUGGCGCCAGCCUCAGAUGAUGAGGACAGCUACAGCAGCAGCGCUGCGAUGACUGCGGCUGCGGACACCGGCGACCCCCGCAGCUAUUCGGAGGCCACUAACGGACCACAAGCUGCGGAGUGGCGCGCCGCUAUGGAGGAGGAGAUGAAGGCUCAACGCGCACACGGCACCUGGCAGCUAGCGGAGCCGCCCCCAGGCGCGCGUCUGCUGGCCAAUCGCUGGGUCUUCAAGACCAAUGUUGUUCGAGUCAGCGAUGAGUUCUGCCUGCGAGAGGGCGAGACCAUUGCCUCUUACUUCCUGCGCGCCAGUGACCUGCGGGACCGCAUCGGCGCGGUCGGCGGCUCGUGGACCGACCAGCAGGUGCGACUCAAGCUGCUGGCCGGUCUGCCCAAGCCGCGCUGGGAGAACAUCUGCGACAUCUGCUACGCCUCUCCAGGCCAGACCCUGCAGCAGCUUUGCGGUUAUUUAAUGCAGCAGGAGUUCAUUAAGAACCAGGAGCAGGCGCGCAGCGGGCACGUCGGCGCCGUCAACCGCAGCGGCGGCCGCGCCGGUGCCGCCGGCAGUGCCGGCGGCGGCCAAGGCGGCGGCGCCGCCAGCAGCAGCGCCAUUAUCUGCCACUACUGCGAGCAGCCUGCUGGCCACAUUCGGUCCCACUGCCGCGUGCGCCUGGCCGAUGUUGCGGCCGGCAUCUUCCGCGCUGACAUCCGCUCGCCGCCCCAGCUGAAGCAGUCCGGCGGCGGCGGUGGUGGCGGCGGUGGAGGCGGCAGUGGUGGCGGUGGUGGCGGCGGUGCCGGCGGCCCCAAAGGUGGCGACAGCGGAGGAGGUAAGAAGCGCGGUGGGCGGAGCGGCGGGAGCAGGGGUGCCUCGGGUGGCGCCGGCACUGCCGUCUCCAAGACUGCGCACGUGCUGGUUGUGCGGGGUGUUGAGGACUGGGCCGUGCCUGACGCCGGCAGCAGUCUAAUCGUCCGCACCUAUGGCGCCGAGUCGGCUGGCUCGGGCGUCAGCAGUGGCUACGGCACGGCCGACGGCGGCAUGCCCAGCUCCGGCGUGGUGGAGGGCCACGCCGGUGGCAGUAGCACCAGCACUUACUGCUACAGCGCGGCCGUCAGCGGCUCUCGCAGCAGUAGCACCAUCGGCAGCGCCCCGCCUCCCCUGGGCGGUGGCUGCAGCCUGAUCAACAUGGUCCGCGCGGCGUUCCGGCGCCUUCGCAGCGGACCCAACAGCAGCAGCGCAGGAGCAGGAGUCUCCAGCAGCAGCAGCGGCAGUGCCGGGCUUGCGAGUUCCGGCGGCCGCUCGAGUGUCGUCUGCAAUAGCGGAGACACCGUGCUGUAUCCCUCCAGCAGCAGCAGCGUCGGGGUGGUGGCGAACGGCAGCGUCAGCGGCAGCCCCAGUAGCGCCGCCGCCGCCAGUGGUGUGCCGGUGGUGGAUUCCGGCACCUUUGCCCAUAUCACGCCGCUGCGUCAGCUGCUUCACAACUUCACGCCCCGCUCGAGGGUGAGGCAAGUGCUGUGGGGGGAUGGCCACAGCAGCCCGGUCGGGGGAUCGGGCACUCUCCGGAUGCUCUCCGGGCGGCAGCGUGUUGAUGUGACGGGUGUGCUGUAUGUGCCAGCCGCCCAGCUCUCCCUGCUAUCUGUGCGCCGGCUGACGGCCAGCGGCGUGAAGGUAGUGUUCGAGGGGGAGACAGUGACCUUAGCGCAGGGUGGCCGCAACCUCCUCAGCGGCCGCCUGCGCGAUGGUCUGUUCCCGCUGUCUGUUACCAUGCUGCCCGUCGCGCUGGCGGCGCCCGCCGUGGCGCCGCCGGCUGCCGGCGGCGGCCCCGCCGCGCCUCCGGGCGGCGGCGGUGGUGCCGCCGCCAACGGCAGUAACACCGGUGUACACCCCAAUCCCGCCGCCGCGCUUUCGGGCCGCGGCGGCACCACCAGCAGCAGCAGCCUCAGCGGCUCCGGCACUAUGAGCAGUAGCAGCAGCAUUGGUGCGGCCGCGCCUUCGGGCGGCGGCGGCGCCAGCAGCAGCACCAGCUCGCCGGCGGCUUCUCUGGGCGCUGCGCUCCGUCUGCACCGCCGGUUCGGCCAUCUCGGCUGGACUGCGCUGAUGCAGAUGGUGGGUGGGUCCCUUGUCACCGGCCUGGAUGUUGAUCUGUGCGCACUUAGCCAGGCAGCCGGGUCGGUGUGCAGCACCUGCAUUGAGGCCAAGGCGGCCUCUCUGCCCUUCCCGAAUAGCAGUAGCGAGCCGCCACAGCCUCUGGCUCUGGCGCACUCUGACGUGUGCGGCCCCAUGCCCACCGUGGGCCGUGGUGGCGCACGCUACUUCACCACGCUGCUUGACGCCGCCACCGGCCUAUCAGCUGUUCGGUUGCUGCCCACCAGGGACCACGCUGGUGUAGCGCUGCAGGAGAUGAUUGCGCAGUUCGAGAGUCACUGCCGCGAUGGCGGCAAGCUGCGCAUCCUCCGCAGCGACAACGGCGGCGAGUACCACGCUGAGCAGCUGGAGCAGUGGCUGCGUGAGCGCAGCACCGCGCACCAGUUCAGCGCGCCGUACACGCCGCAGCAGAACGGUGUGGCCGAGCGGCUCAACCGCACCCUGAUGGAGCGCACUCGCGCCCUGCUGUUUGAGGCUGUGCUCCCCCCCAGCUUCUGGCCUGAAGCUGUGGUGCAUGCCUGCCAUGUGCGCAACUUAAGUCCCUCCACCAGCUGCAGCAGCACGCCGUGGGAGGCCUUCACCGGCAACAAGCCUAACGUUGCCGACCUGCGCAUCUUCGGCUGCCGCGUCUAUGUCACCAAACCCGCCGACAGCCGCUCCAAGCUCAGCCCGCAUGCCGACAUCGGCACGUACCUGGGCCUGCAGCGCAGCUCCGCCGCAUCUCGCGUGCUGGUCGGCGGCAAAGUGGUGGUGAGCCGGGACAUAGAGUUCGAUGAGGAUGUACGGGGUCCGGCGUCGCGGCUGGCGGGCACACCGUUCGGGGUAACGGCGGAUGCGAGUGGUGGUGGUGGUGGCAGUAGCAGUGCUGCAACGCCCUCGGCCGGCGCUGACCCGGCGCCUCCCCAGGCGCCGGCGGCGCCGGCCAACGGCACACCUCCCCCCACUACGCUGCCGGCGCCUCCCCAGGCGCCGGCAGCCGGGCCCUCACGGCCCGCCACCCGCAGUCAACGCCCCUCACUAACGCCGGCCCUCGGCGCCGUCAGUGAGCCUCCGCUGUCAACUGCCGCAUCCGCGGCGGCGGGCGGCGGGGGUGGCAGCAGUAGCAGCGCCGCCUCGGCUGCAGCAGCGGCCGCUCAGCUGUUUGAUAGCGACAGCGACGACGAGACGCCGGCGCUGGCGCCAGCCUCAGAUGAUGAGGACAGCUACAGCAGCAGCGCUGCGAUGACUGCGGCUGCGGACACCGGCGACCCCCGCAGCUAUUCGGAGGCCACUAACGGACCACAAGCUGCGGAGUGGCGCGCCGCUAUGGAGGAGGAGAUGAAGGCUCAACGCGCACACGGCACCUGGCAGCUAGCGGAGCCGCCCCCAGGCGCGCGUCUGCUGGCCAAUCGCUGGGUCUUCAAGACCAAUGUUGAAUAUCUCUUCGCCUACGCUCCGAUGACGCCUCGCACGGCGCGCGAGCUGGCUGAUGAGAGUGCUGCAGCCGCCAGUUUGCUGCGCAUGUCCCGCAGUGAGGGCGUUGCGCAGCAACUCGCACUCGCUCAGCACGCCUACGAGGCGCACGCCUACGUCAUCCAGCUGUUCCGCCAGUCAGCGCCGCUGAAACUGGCGCAGUUCGAGUCAGAGCGCGAUGAGUUCUGCCUGCGAGAGGGCGAGACCAUUGCCUCUUACUUCCUGCGCGCCAGUGACCUGCGGGACCGCAUCGGCGCGGUCGGCGGCUCGUGGACCGACCAGCAGGUGCGACUCAAGCUGCUGGCCGGUCUGCCCAAGCCGCGCUGGGAGAACAUCUGCGACAUCUGCUACGCCUCUCCAGGCCAGACCCUGCAGCAGCUUUGCGGUUAUUUAAUGCAGCAGGAGUUCAUUAAGAACCAGGAGCAGGCGCGCAGCGGGCACGUCGGCGCCGUCAACCGCAGCGGCGGCCGCGCCGGUGCCGCCGGCAGUGCCGGCGGCGGCCAAGGCGGCGGCGCCGCCAGCAGCAGCGCCAUUAUCUGCCACUACUGCGAGCAGCCUGGCCACAUUCGGUCCCACUGCCGCGUGCGCCUGGCCGAUGUUGCGGCCGGCAUCUUCCGCCUUGAUGGCACCCGGCGCUUCAAGGCGCGCCUGGUGGUCAAGGGCUUUGCGCAGCGGAAGGGCCUUGACUUUGACGAGGUGUUCGCCCCCACCAGCCGCUACGCCGCGCUGCGGGCCCUUCUCGCCAUAGCUGUCCGGCGUCACCUGCUGCUGCACCAGAUGGACUUCAAAACAGCCUUCCUCAACGGCGACCUCGAUGAGGUUCUGUGGAUGCAGCAGCCGCAGGGGUUUGAGACCAGUGACAGCGGCAGCGACGGCAGCGGCGGCGGCGGUGAAGGUGCCAGCGGCGGCAGCGGCGCAGACAGCGGCGGCGCAGGCCGCCUCAGUCAGCGGCCGCUGGCGUGCCGCCUGCUGAAGUCCGUGUACGGGCUGAAGCAGGCGCCGCGCUGCUGGUACCGCAAGCUCAGCGAGAAGCUGGGUGAGCUGGGCUUUACGCCGGCCACGGCGGACCCGGCGCUCUUCGUGCGGCAGGACGAGGCGGGUCUGGUCUACGUGCUGGUGCACGUGGACGACCUGUUAGUUGCUGCCGGCUGCCCCGUGCAGCUGGCGGCCGUCAAGUCCGCCAUCGGCGCCUGCUUCGAGGUGCGGGACCUGGGAGAGGCCAGCACCUAUCUGGGGAUGCAGAUCAACCGGGAUCCCAGCACUGGUGAGAUUCUGCUGUUGCAGCGCCGGUAUAUCGAGGAGCUGCUGCAGCGGCAUCACAUGAUGGACGCCAAGCCGCGCAGCCUGCCCCUGCCGCCCGGCACGCGAGUGCUGGCGGCCAGCGAGCAGCAGCCAGCGCUGACUGACGGCAGCGAGUACCGCUCGCUGGUAGGCGCCCUCAACUACCUCGCCACCUGCACCCGGCCUGACAUUGCCUACGCGCUGAGCCUACUCGCACGGCAUAUGGCAGCGCCGACCAAGGUGCACUUCACGCUGGCGGUAGGCGUGCUGCGCUACCUGAAACACACCGCCGCCAUGGGCCUGCGCUUUCGGGCAGCGGCCGGCGGCGGCGGUGGCGGACAUGGUGGUGGCGGAGGCGGUGGCGGCGGUGCUGGCGGCGGCGGCGGUGACGGCUCCUUUCUCGGCUACUGCGAUGCCGACUGGGCCGGAGAUCCGCUGACUCGCCGCUCGCAGACCGCCCUUCUCUUCAGCCUGUACGGGACGGCGGUGACCUGGUGCAGCCAGCGGCAGCACACCGUCGCCGCCUCCUCCGUGGAGGCUGAGUACCAGGCUGCGGCCGCAGCGACCAAAGAGGCGCUGUGGCUGCGCAAGUUGGCGGCUGACCUGGGCCUGAACGGCGGCGCCGUCACCAUCCGCUCCGACAGCCAGGGCGCUAUCAGCCUGGCGCGCAAUCCCAUCUCCUCGUCGCCGCUGUCGAAGCAUAUCGACAUUCAGCACCAUCUGGUGCGCGAGCGCGUGGCGCGCGGCGAGGUGGCGGUGGAGUACUGCCCAACUGAGGAGAUGGUGGCGGACGCGCUGACGAAGGCCCUGUCGGAGGCCAAGUUCGCUUUCUGCCGCGCGGCGAUGGGCGUCAGCACCUAAUUAAAGGGUUCUGUCGAGGACAGAAGUUGCCGAGGCAACUUGUUAGCGAAGGGUACUGCAUUCUAGGCCCGGGACCUUAUUGGGUUCUGCCAGUGAGCAGCUAGAGACGUGCCGAGUGCAGACCUGAGGGAGAGACACCAACAUGGUGCUCUGUUUGAGGGGGAGCAAACUGCUCCCGUACCCUGACUUGCCUGCUCCUGUCCUGAGUUAUCAGUUGGCUGCCAGACGGCGGUUUGCUGCAAGACCUGGUUUGGUCUGAGGGGGAGUGUUGGUGAGUUGGGGGCUCGCGGUGCUAGUG
Molecule: messenger RNA, 9522 nt
Organism: Chlamydomonas reinhardtii
Lineage: Eukaryota; Viridiplantae; Chlorophyta; Chlorophyceae; Chlamydomonadales; Chlamydomonadaceae
Exons: 4
Coding region: 114-9224 (3036 amino acids)
Biological process (GO): DNA integration
Molecular function (GO): nucleic acid binding; zinc ion binding
Source: RefSeq, a predicted model, not a curated record